Zingiber officinale is the source of this 2368-nucleotide messenger RNA. RefSeq names its product probable leucine-rich repeat receptor-like protein kinase At1g68400. Gene Ontology annotation, molecular function: protein kinase activity; ATP binding. The record is from RefSeq and is a predicted model, not a curated record. Bases 207 to 1991 code for a protein of 594 amino acids. The transcript is spliced from 3 exons. NCBI's taxonomy places the organism in Eukaryota, Viridiplantae, Streptophyta, Magnoliopsida, Zingiberales, Zingiberaceae. Gene Ontology annotation, biological process: protein phosphorylation.
UGCCUAUCAUUGGUGCAACCAUUCUCACCUCCCCUAACGGCUAUUCAGUCAGCAAAGCUGAUCAUUGAAGGUCUUAGCAGACUGAGUUGUUGACCAACAUAACUUGACAAAAGCAAUCAAUAUGCCACCUUUAAGAAGGUCACUCGUCUUCCUUUCUACCUCAAUCUUCUUUUGCAUGCUAUCUAUAUCUCCAAUUUCCUUGCUCCAUGGAUUUCAGUAGCAAAACCAUGUCCAUGUUAUUCAUAGCUACUUUGUUGCUGGAGCUGACUUGCAUUGCAGCUUCAGGCAAUAGAUCAAGACAGCAGGUGCUUUAUGUAAGCGAAGCUGCCGACCUGAUUAAGCUUCGCAAUUCCUUUAGCCCUCCUCUAAUCCUCUAUGCCAACUGGACUGGCUCUCCUUGCUCCACUAAUGGAUCCCAAUGGUUUGGCAUCACUUGCCAUAACUCAAGAGUGGCUGGCGUUUCCCUUCCAGGAAUGCGACUCUCAGGCUCCAUCCCUUCCACAGUUCUCCAAAAUCUGUGGUACUUGGCCUCCCUUGAUCUUAGCAAUAACGCCCUCUAUGGCAUGCUUCCUACUCUCCAGGGCCUUAUCAAUCUCCGAGUUGUCUCCUUUGCGAGUAAUCAAUUCUCGGGAGCGAUUCCUCUGCAGUUUGUGGCUCUGCCUAACUUAGCUAAGUUGGAGCUCCAGGAUAACAAUCUCAGUGGAACAAUUCCAGCAUUUGAUCAGCAAGCACUGGCGCGGUUCAAUGUGUCACACAACCACCUUGAAGGAAGAAUCCCGAGCAACCCUGUGUUGCAAGGGUUUCCUACCACUUCAUUUGCCAACAAUUUGCAGCUGUGUGGGAAGCCUUUGGCCAACCCAUGCUCCUCCCCAACUUCUCCAGCUCCUCCAAGCGCAGGCACCGCAGCGAGCAGUCAAUCGAGCGGCAAGUCAUUGAGGUCUUGGGCUAUUGUCCUGAUCGUGAUCAGUGCCCUGGCAGGCGUUUGCAUGGCGACGUUUUGCAUCUUGUUCUGCUUGAAGAGGCGGAGUAAGAAGGCCACAGAGAAAGCAUUUGAUCUAGAAGCUUCCCUCGCAAAGGGCUCAGGAACUUCAGAGAUCAUAUCAGAGGCGAAUCAAAACAAGAACUUGAUGUUCUACGACAGAGAGAAGGCUACCUGUGGCCUCGACGAUCUGAUGAGAUCUCCAGCAGAGUGGUUGGGAAAGGGGGAGUUGGGGAACACCUUCAGAGCAAUGCCGGAGUCGGGUCGUAUCAUGGUGGUGAAGAGGCUGCACGGCGUCAAUGGAGUCAGCAAGGAGGAGUUUGUCCAACAGAUGCAGCUACUGGGAAGGUUGAGGCACAAGAACCUGGUGGAGAUGCUUUCCUUCCACUGCUCCAAGGAGGAGAAGCUGGUCGUCUUUGAGCAUGUCUCCGGAGGAAACUUGUUUCAGCUUCUACAUGAUAACCGAGGCGAGGCAAGGAUCGUUUUGAAGUGGGCAGCGCGACUGAAUAUUGUGAAGGGAAUAUCAAGGGGCUUAGCCUAUCUCCAUGAGAGCACGCCGUUUCACAAAAUUCUGCAUGCAAACUUGAAGUCAUCAAAUGUUCUCAUUGAUCAUAACGAAGAAGGCAAAGAAUACAAUUCUAGGCUUACAGAUUAUGGUUUCUACUCUAUUCUACCUUCAACUCAAAUCCACAGCUUGGCGGUUGGAAAGGUACCUGAAUUUUCUCAGGGCAUGAAGCUUGCAGACAAGGCUGAUGUUUAUUGCUUCGGCCUCAUUCUCCUGGAAGUUGUUACUGGUCGAUUUCCGGGAGAUGAGGAAGAUCUACCGGGGUGGGUGAGAUCCAAUGUCACUAACGGACGGCCUACUGAUAUCCUGGACAUGGAAAUAGCUUCGGAGAAAGAGAGGUAUCCAGAUAUACUGAAGCUGACUCAAAUUGCUCUUGAUUGUUUAGAGAUAGAUCCUGAACGCCGUCCAGUUAUGAACGAAGUGGUCAAGAGAACAGAAGAAAUCUGAGAAAGAAGCAAAGCAAGUAGCCUAAAAUUAAAAAAAAAAAAUUGUUCCAUCAAACAUCUGGUGUGCCAAGUCUGUCAGCCUGGAUUGCAGUAUAACAGCAGAUUGGAGUUGUAAGAUUUUUAGUUAACUUAUCCUUGUUAGAUUAUUGCUGAGAAACAAAAUGCUAUCUUGCAAAUAUUACCAUGUCGAGAAUGUAAACUCAAAUUAGUGUUCUGUACAAAGUUUGGAUAGUCAGUUCGUUGUUCAAUUUUGUUAUAUUUUUAUUCGCAUAUUAUACCAUACUUGAAGAAAAAUUUACUCAAAUCAAGAUCAGUGUAUAUGAUCUAGAACAAGAUGAAAAUGGAUUUUGCAGAAAUUAAGAGCUUACAUUUAUUUUC